This is a messenger RNA of Melanotaenia boesemani (Boeseman's rainbowfish), 4177 nucleotides long. It is a transcript of the gene cntn1b, whose product is annotated as contactin 1b. Gene Ontology annotation, molecular function: cell-cell adhesion mediator activity. Lineage: Eukaryota; Metazoa; Chordata; Actinopteri; Atheriniformes; Melanotaeniidae. Gene Ontology annotation, biological process: brain development; cell-cell adhesion. Bases 196 to 3324 code for a protein of 1042 amino acids. The record is from RefSeq and is a predicted model, not a curated record. The transcript has 24 exons.
GACGCUCCGGCGGGUGGGCUGUACUGGGUGAUGCGGUUCGGGUCCAGGUGUGUCGCGAGGACGGUGUACUGAACGUAUUUCCAUCCCGUCAUAGAGCCCUCUCCAGUUCAUGCCCUGUCCAUCGACUUCUUUUUUGUGCCCCUCCUUCCAUCCAUCUAAUCCGUGUGGCCAUAGUAAGUCAGUCUGCUGACUGUCAUGGCUUCCACUGCUUUAUUGCUGCUGGCCAUAUCCUCCUCUGUCUCCUUCACAGUGGCAGUCCUGUUUGGUGAGCCCAGAAUUUUUGGAGAGGAUGCUACUGGUUAUGGCCCCAUAUUUGAGGAGGAGCCUGUGGAUGUCGUCUACACAGAAGAUUCACCUGAUAAGAGAAUCUCUAUGAAUUGCAGGGCACGUGCAAACCCACCAGCUACAUACAGGUGGCGCCGUGAUAACUGGGAAAUCAAGCUCAUGGAGCAGCCAGAUGAGCACUAUAGUCUGGUCGGAGGGAACCUGGUUAUCACUAAUCCUAUUCAGAAGAAACACGCUGGGACAUAUAUAUGUGUGGCCAAGAAUAUCUAUGGGACCGUCAUCAGCAAAGAGGCCAGGGUCAAGUUUGGAUUUCUAGAAGAGUUUCCUGAUGAAGAGAGAGACCCGGUGCAAGUAAAAGAAGGACAGGGAGCGGUUCUGCUGUGUGUCCCUCCAAAAGCUUGGCCAGAGGAAGUGACUUACCGCUGGAUUUACAAUGAGUUCCCAGUUUUCCUGCACACAGACCGUCGUCGGUUUGUCUCACAGAGGACGGGGAACCUAUACAUCUCCAAGGUGGAAGCUCAAGAUGCGGGAAAUUAUUCCUGCUUUGUAUCUAGUCCCAUCCUCGGGAAGAGUGUUUACUCCAAGUUCAUCCCUCUCAUCCCCUUACCCUCUGAUGAUGGUGAGGAGAGAAAAUAUCCAGCAGAUAUCAGGGUGAAGUUUCCAGACACCACUGCCAUGCUGGCCUCCAACAUUACCUUGGAAUGCUUUGCUCUAGGAAAUCCCGUCCCACAUAUUGUAUGGAGGAAGGUGGAUGCAACAGACCUCCCGGCAAACCAUGAAAUCAGUGAAUCGGGAGCUGUGCUUCAUCUCUACAAUAUUCAGUAUGAAGAUGUGGGAGCGUACGAUUGUGAAGCCAUCAACACUAAAGGAAAGGACUGGCAUAAGGCCUGGCUCUAUGUGGAAUCUGCACCAGAGUGGGCAGAGACCAUUAACAACACUCAGAUGGACAUUGGCUCAGAGCACACAAUGCGCUGUGUGGCAUCAGGGAAACCUUUUCCUUUCAUUCGCUGGUAUAAAGAUGGAUAUAUGUAUGGGAAAGGUGAGCUGAAGUUUUCCAGUCUGACUUUUGAUGACUCCGGGAUGUACCAGUGUAUUGCUGAGAACUACUGGGGCAUCAAAUACGCCAACGCAGAGCUGCGAGUCAUCGCUUGUGCUCCGAUGUUCGAGCUCAACCCUGUGAAGAAGCAGCUUCUUGGAGCUAAAGAUGGACGAGUGGUGAUCGAGUGUAAACCAAGAGCAGCUCCAAGACCUCGAUUCACUUGGACAAAGGGCAAAGAGCUCCUCUUCAACAAUUCACGUAUUUCCAUCAUGUUUGAUGGGAGUCUGGAAAUCCGCAAUGCCACCAAAAACGAUGAAGGUUUUUACACCUGCUUUGCUGAGAAUGACAGAGGAAAGGCUAACAGCUCUGGGUCUCUCACCAUCACAGAGGCUACCAUCCUUACAGUAGCACCCGAAGACUCUGAGGUUAAAGUUGGUGACGAGGUGAUUCUCAGGUGUGCUGCAUCAUAUGACCCUAUGCUGGACAUCACAUUCAUUUGGGCGAUUGACUUCCGAGUUAUUGACUUUGACUCUGAAUGGCAACACUACGAGCGUGUUCUGGGUGAAGAUGGAGUUGGUGAUCUGAGAAUAAAGAAUGCCCAGAUUUGGCAUGAAGGUCGCUACACCUGCACGGCUCAAACUGUGGUGGACAACGACACUGCUUACGCUGACCUUAAAGUUGUAGGUGUUCCCGGGCCUCCUGGUGUGAUCCGAGUGGAGGAGAUCGGUGAUACAUGGGUGAAGCUGUUGUGGACCAAAGGAGCUGAACAUAACAGCCCCAUUCUCUCCUACACCAUUCAGACCAGACACUUCUGGGCUCUCUAUGAAGAUGACUGGAGGGAUGCCAGCACAUCUCCAACUAAUCUUGAUGGAAGCAUGGAGAGAGCAGAGGUAACAGACUUGUACCCUUGGAUGGAGUAUCAGUUCAGGAUCAUUGCUAUCAAUGAGUAUGGAUCAGGAGAGGCCAGUAUCCCUUCCCUCAAGAUCAAAACCUGGGAUGCUCCUCCAGUGGUUUCCCCCACUGAUGUGGCAGGAUAUGGAGGUCGAAAUGGCGAGAUUGUCAUCACAUGGAUGCCUGUGCAGCCAUGGUUUUUCUAUGGCAAAAAAUUUGGCUACAUUGUAGCCUUCAAGCCUCAUGAUGCUUACGACUGGUGGUACGAGACCAUCUCAGAUCCCGAGACGAGACGGUAUGUUCACAGGGAUUCCUACUUCAUUCCCACUGAAGAGGACUUCCAGGUGCGAGAGUUUCAGGUGAAAAUCAAGUCAUUUAAUGUGAAAGGAGAUGGGCCAUACAGCCUCACCAAAGUCAUCUACUAUCCAAGAGAUGUGCCAACAGAAUCUCCAACGGAUGUCUAUGCCAGGCCAGUGUCCUCCACUGAAGCCCUGGUUUGGUGGCUACCAGUGGUUGACACCGGAACAGGUCUACAGCAGUACAUCGAAGGAUACCAGGUCAAAUACUGGAGAAAAUAUGAUGACCCAGAGCCUGGAGCCAAUCGUAUAUUUGUUCCAGCCACAGUCAAUCAGACUAGGCUGGAAAACAUGCUGCCAGACUCACACUACCUCAUAGAGGUCCGUGCCUUCAAUGGAGCAGGCCUUGGACCCCCUGGUGAACACUGUGAGAUGUUCACAAAGAGGCCACCACCACCAGAGCCUCCCAGGAUGUGGCGCUACAUCAGCUGGACCGGAAAAUGGUUGUAUGUGUGGUGGGAUCACAUUGAGUACGAUUGGUUUGGCAAUAUUUCCUUUCCCCUCUACUACAAGGUCAUGUUCAGAAAGACCGGCUACAUCUAUGGGAAAGUCUACAUCACUGGCUGGCACUUUAUGGACUUCCCCAUGCCUCAGGUUGGAGACUAUGAACUGAUGGUACGUGGCCGUUAUGAAGGAGGAGAUGGCCCAGUCAGGAAGAUAAGGAUUCAGGGUAAAGCAUCCCUGAUCACACCCACUCUAAGCUUAGUGUCCUUGAUGCUGCUUGUGCUGUGCAUUUUGGAAGUGGAAAUUUAAGCCAGCCACAAGGUUCAUGUGUAUAUAAUAGACUCUAGGAAGCAAAUACAUGGACUUAAUGGAAGAUACAGCCCCCAUGAUCAGUCUUCACAUGGAUUCUCACUGAUUAAAAUACACAAUAUGCAUCAUUACUGUAGUUCUGAUGUUACUGCACACUCAAAGAUGGUUUCUGAAAAAAUGAAACUUUGAUGUAACCCAGUUCACUUUUUACAGUCUUAGAAGACAGCAGAAUAUGUGCAGGGGAAAAGUAAGAAUCUUGAAUCGAUUGUAUUCUGAAACAGAAGUUCCCAAAUGUGUCACAUCCAGGUGAUUUCAACAACUCAAAGAGAAUGAAGACAGAAGACGAUUGGAUGGUAUGAAUAAGGAACAUAAUUCUCUAAUUAUACACCGUUUAGGUAGAAUUAAAUGCAUCUAGAAAAGCCUUUUUUUUUGCUGAAAAACUACCCUGUCCCUCCACUUCUUCUUCUGUUCCAUUAUUAUUUUCUCAUAAUUUUAUACUAGUAAAAUGUAUCUCUCCUAAUCAUUUCAAUUAAUGUCUGAAGGGAUUUGGGUCUAGUUUUUUUACUUAUUUCUAAUCAAAUUAGGCCCCCAGUUGUGAAAAGUUUGUGAGACUUUUUUUAGGGGUACUGUAUGUUUUUUGAAUGAUAAUCUACAAUCAGAUAAUUUAUAUAUUUGUUUCACAAAUGAAAACCAUAUCACUUCACACAUUUCCCUGAAGUUUGGACGUUUAAAAGGUUACAGUUUAAUGCGCUUUGGGGCCAGGACUGGACUGAUGUACAGACCUACCACUCAUACUAACUUAUUAUAUGUCAUCCAGAAAACAAAAAACAUUAAACAAAAUAAAACAAAAAUG